Cervus elaphus (red deer) is the source of this 1226-nucleotide messenger RNA. It is a transcript of the gene C4H16orf86, whose product is annotated as chromosome 4 C16orf86 homolog. The record is from RefSeq and is a predicted model, not a curated record. Bases 1 to 963 code for a protein of 320 amino acids. The transcript has 4 exons. NCBI's taxonomy places the organism in Eukaryota, Metazoa, Chordata, Mammalia, Artiodactyla, Cervidae.
AUGGACUCCGCAGGGGCUGAGAAGCGGCCAGGGGCCCAAGAAGGGACAGCCGUGGGGCACUCACAGCUUACAGAGGUGCCUUGUGGCCAUGCUCAGAAUUCUGAGUGUCCCGUGAUGGGAGACCAGUGCCUGGUGCCGGCCCAUGAGGCCUGCCAAACCCAGGGUGAAGAUAAAUGUCCAAUAAGACCCGCCUCAGAGCCAAAGAUCCAGGAGGAGAGACUCAAGCUGGAGGAAGACAGGCACAAGCCAGAGGUGGAGGCACUGGAGGAGAGAGGUCCCAGGCCUAUGGCCUCCAAUGUGAGGCCCAGUCAUGGUCCGAAGAGGAAGCCAGUCAACCUCGCAGGCCCAAGCCACCAAGCCCAUCCUAGGGUGGAGAGUGAGCUGCCACAGGGGCUGUCGCUGCAGAGGGAGGAGCUGGAGAAUAACCAGAGUGAGCCCUCACCAUCUGCCAAACAGCACAAAAAAGCCAAGAAGCGCAAGAGUCUGGGAACCCCAGUGCUCCCAGUAGCGGCCAGCACGGUGUCGGCACCCUCAGUGACCUCGGGGCCUGAGCGAAAGGCCCAGCGCCUGCGGCCCCUGUACCAGUACAUCAACUAUUGCAACCCUGAGCUGAACCAGGCAGGGGAGGGGGACAGGGAGACUGAGGCUGAGGUGGAGCCUGAGUCGGAGCUGACCGUGGUCCCCGAGGAGGCGGGUGUGGAGCAACUGCAGGCUUUGCUGCCAGUGGCAGGUGAACUGGGCUCCGACCUCACUCUGCCCUGCCCCAGUAUGUAUGUGCCCCCCACCCACACUCUGGUUCCCCUGGGGGAGGAAGCCAGUGAGGAGCCUGGGGGUCUGCCCAGCUUGGGGGUCAGCAGUCGCCUCAAGGCUGAGAUGGACAAGUCAACCCAGGUGGACAUCAACAAAAUGCUAAGUGUCUGCAAUGCCCCGCUUGUCCCCCCACUCUCUCCUCAGUACAAGUGACUGUCCUGACCCCCACCCCAUGACUCCCCUCCCUCCCAAGCUUGAGCCAGAGCAGCAGUCUAAGGCCUAAGGCCCUCAGGUGGAGGGGGGAACUCAGCCCCUGCCCCACCUUGGGAUCCCAGGUUUGCUAAAAAUAAACGUUUUUCCUUUUCUUAGACUGUGAUUCCCCAAAUAAGAUGCCUGAAGAGGGAGUGGCUGGGAAGAAGGGUGGAGGGUUCCCCAGUGCAGUCACUGGAUCGCCUGGGAAUUUGCAAAAGUAUAGA